AGCAGAGAGAGAGAGGGGCAGCAAAAGCUCCUGGCGCCCGGUGGCACGGCUCAGCGCCCAGGGCAUCUCUCUGCUGUUGCUCGUGAGUGAGUUGAGCCCUGGGCUCUUCCACCAAUCCCAGCACGAGGGUGUGUGCGCGCUGCCGGCGCAUUGGAAGGAGGAAGUCGAGCGGGGAGAGAUGUACAACCGCAGGGAGUCCAAGUGCAGCCUGCACAUGGAGCAGGAACUGCCGGGCUGUGUCUACCGCCAGCGAGGAGAAGGGAUACAGAACACAAGCAGAAUAUGGAAACUGAAGAGGCACAGGACAUUUCCCAGCUGUCAGGUGAGACAGGGAGUAAAGAAGCUCUUUCUGUAAAUGAUCAAGAAGAGUUAGAGCAGAUGCCUGUCCCAGAAGAUCUGUCCACUAGCUCAGGGGGGCAGAACAACCCACAGGGCGAGAGGGUCAUUGUGAAAGAAGACAACAAAUCACAUGAUUUAACUGAAGGAGUAUGCAAGAUGGGAUCAGAAAGAGCUAUGGUACUGGACAGACUUGCAAGCAAUGUUGCAAAACGCAAAAGCUCAAUGCCACAAAAGUUUGUUGGUGAAAAGAAGCUGCAGCUUGAUAUUUCAGAGCUUCAGUAUGACGCUAAUUCAAAUUAUGAAAAGGAGAGUGAGAUGAUGCAGACUCAUGUUUUGGAUCAAGCAAUUAACAAUGCUAUCAAUUAUCUAGGGGCUGAGUCCUUGCGUCCUCUUGUCCAAACUCCUGCUGGAGGCUCUGAAGUGAUACCAGUAAUAAGCAACAUGUACACCAUCCAUAAAACCCAUUCAGAUACACAGAGUCAUACUAACAAUGCCGCAAGCCAAGAUGGUGCCGUAGAAAACGUAGUGCUUAUUUCGAAAACAAAAUCACAGUCAUCAGAAAGAGAACCGUCUCCAAACAACAGCUGCCCAGAUUCCACAGAUACAGAGAGCAACAAUGAAGAACGAAACAACCUGAUUUACCUGACAAAUCACGUAGCUCCACAGGCAAAAAAUGGCUUGCCUUUAAUAAAAGAAGAUCCUAGAUCUUAUGACAUUAUGAGAGCAGGUAUGGAACCUAAUCAAGAAAUCAUCAAAGUGAUUAGUAGUGAUGGAGAACAUGUGAAAGUUUAUAAAUGUGAACACUGCAGGGUACUUUUCCUGGAUCAUGUGAUGUUUACAAUACACAUGGGGUGCCAUGGAUUCCGUGACCCCUUUGAAUGCAACAUGUGUGGGUACCGAAGCCAGGAUAGAUAUGAAUUCUCUUCACACAUAACAAGAGGAGAACAUCGUUUUCAUAUGAACUAAUGAACUAUUUCAAUCUACAUUUGGACAUUCUUUUCCAUUUUAUGUGAUUAACUACAAUUUACUCAAAAAAUAAAAGAAGAAAGAGAAAACCAAAAUCAUUAGCUUUUUUUUGUAUAUUUUUCAUUUAUCCUUCUUCUUAAAACUGUUAUUUGCAAGAUGUGGACAGAGUUUUAUACGACAGAUCAUAUCAUCAGACCUCUCAGAAUCAAUACAUCUGAAGGAGAGUUCUUUGAGAUUGUAUUUAAUCAUUUUUAGCACUUAAAUUAUUUGCUUAUUGUCUAUGAUCUAACUGAAAUGUAUAUGUGAACAGUUGAUCACAAACCUCAAACUAGUGGGUAAGAGCUUGCGUUUUUAUUACUGUAGUUUGCAACAAGCGGUACUAGAAUUUUUAAACAGUUUAAAGCUUUUUAGUCUAGCAACUUUUAUAAAAAGCAUUGAUAGCUGUGUGUGAAUCAGUGUUGUAAAUUGUAGAAUUGGCACUCUAUAUAUGGUCUUGUUUCUUUGGCUGUGCUCCUUUUUGUAAUAAAUACCAGCUAAAACUUGAGAGCUUCAAUAAGAUACUAUUUGCAUUUUGACCUGUUAAAACUGAGUCGUAUCUACAUAGUAUCUUGAGGUUCAUCGUUUACACAGAAAUUGUGCCUAAUAUGUUGGUUACAUUAUUGGAAACAGUUUUCUGACAAAAAAAUUGUUAUUUUUCAUUGAUUCUAUAAAUAUAUACGUAUUUUCUAAUGUUUAUCUUUUAUUUCAAAUCCAAUAGGUUUGUUUUAUUUAUUACGUUAAUUGUUAGAUUUAAAAUUGGAUUUAUCACCUUACAUUUCUAAAUGAAAUAUUGAUGGGUAGUUGCUAUUUCUUUGACACAGAAAACUUAUAUAUAUAUGUUAAUUUAAAAAUGAAGUUAAAGUUUCUCAAACUUCAGACUUGUUUAUUAGAAUUGGCACAGUAUGGUGAACAUUCUCAAAACUUAAAUUACCAAAAUACUUCUAUACUGUUGCUAAUGUUAAAUUAUAAUCUUAAAAUGUGGCACCAUAUUUAGAGACAUUUGACCUAUUAUGCAUGUAUCAACUGUCUGAAGAAUUAUUGGCAUUGUCCUAUUUCCAUACCCUUUUUCUUCUCUUUUGAAUAUUUACUCACUUUUCUUUUAAAAGGCAUCACAGAUUUGAGUCCUACCAGUGUUGCUGGUAUGAAAUUAUAUGUCCUAAUAACUGUGUGCCCAUGAAUAAGUUUCUCCUAACCUCAUUGAUGUUCUUUUGGUGAUAGUGCGUUUAUGUCCUCUCAAUCCCAACUCACUUCUGCCAGAAAUAGAUGUUCUCUAUUUAUCUUCACAACAAGUUAUAUUUAUAUAGCACCUUCAACAUCAUAAACCUCCCAAGGUGCUUUACAGAAGCAGUCUAAAGCAAAACUUUCCCUAAUUUAGAAGAACUUCAAGAUAUUCUCUUCAUCUUCUUUGUUAUAUUGAUAAGAACCUAAUUAUUCUAGUCUGUCUUCAUUAAUGCGUCUUGUGAGUGGUAUCCUAACUAGUGAAUCUCUUCCACACAUUCAACAUGGCCUUGACAGAUUUCCUUAAAAACACCACAAACUGAAUACAGUCUCCUAAUUGCAGUGUAACCAAUGAUUUAUCUCGAUUUGGCUUUUCCAUUUGCUUUCGUACCCUAAAACAAAAAAUUCAACAUCUGCUUUUUAGCAAUUAAGUUUUAUCAAUUUACCCUCCCACUGUCACAUUUUUGAGUCUUAACCCCAAAAUCUCUCUACUUCCUGACUAUUUUUGAAGUCUUAUUGUCUGGUACAAAAUGUUCUCUCCUCUUCUUCCUUCUAAAAUGUAUUGCCUCAUAUCUCUCCAAAUUAACUUGUAUCCAGCAUCUUUGUGUCCAAACUCCUAACGUUACUGUAUAAUCUUAGAGUCACUUAUAGUCUGUUUCCAUUUUUAUUUUCCUUCUUAAUCCUGAAAUUUUAGACCACAACAUCAUAAAGUUUAGCCUUCAAAUGCAUUAAGGGCUUUGCAGUUAACUUGCUGACAAGUAUUGCAGUGUUAUCCAUCAUUUGACAUAAUGGAAAGGUACAAAAAAUUAAUACAAAUCCCUAACUUUUAUGAAUUUCCAAAUUAUAUUCCACACCAAUAGUUGAACAAUACUGUGUAUAUAUCUUGUACAAAAGCUUUGACCAGAAAACUGUUACAGUAUGUAAUUAGAAUGUAAAGAUCAUUGCAUUAUAUUCCUUUUAAACUAUUACUGGAAAUGUAAUGUUCCAUUCUUUUUUUAAAUCAAUCUUAAGGUAAAGAAAAAAUAUGGAUCAUCUGUGACCUAAUUGAAUGUUGGAACAGGCUCAAGGGGCUGAGUUACAUUCUCCUGUUCCUAUGUUUCUUUUUCCCAAAUUGGUCUUUUAAAUGUACUGCAUCAACUUCUAACAUCUGACAUUUAAACUUUUGUUAUCAGUAUCUAAAAAUUUGUAGAACUUCACAAAACUUUGUACUGCAUUUAAAAAUAAAUAUCAACCAUAACAUGAGACCAUCCCCUGUUGCAGAGAGAGAAAGCACAGAAACAUGUAAUCUACAUGUGUUUCUUAAGAGGAGACUCAACAUUUCUAAUGUGGAAAAUGUCUUUGUAAUUUUGUACAAAAAACAUAUCUAAUAUUAAAUUCACAUUUUAAAAUGUU
Messenger RNA from Rhincodon typus (whale shark), 3954 nucleotides. RefSeq names its product DNA-binding protein Ikaros-like. The coding region runs from base 283 to 1305 and encodes 340 amino acids. The transcript is spliced from 5 exons. Gene Ontology annotation, biological process: regulation of transcription by RNA polymerase II. Gene Ontology annotation, cellular component: nucleus. The record is from RefSeq and is a predicted model, not a curated record. Gene Ontology annotation, molecular function: DNA-binding transcription factor activity; RNA polymerase II transcription regulatory region sequence-specific DNA binding. NCBI's taxonomy places the organism in Eukaryota, Metazoa, Chordata, Chondrichthyes, Orectolobiformes, Rhincodontidae.